Messenger RNA from Mirounga angustirostris (Northern elephant seal), 3997 nucleotides. RefSeq names its product methylsterol monooxygenase 1-like. Gene Ontology annotation, cellular component: endoplasmic reticulum membrane. The record is from RefSeq and is a predicted model, not a curated record. Lineage: Eukaryota; Metazoa; Chordata; Mammalia; Carnivora; Phocidae. Gene Ontology annotation, biological process: sterol biosynthetic process. The coding region runs from base 214 to 702 and encodes 162 amino acids. The transcript has a single exon. Gene Ontology annotation, molecular function: C-4 methylsterol oxidase activity; iron ion binding.
GAGGCAGGUUCCGAGGCUGCAGCACCUGGCCGGGUCUGGGUGACAGUGGCCCGCAGCUCCCGCGCGGUUGUCCAGGACAAACCAGAAACAUGGGAAAACCAAUGGAAAUGUUUUAAAGUACUUCUCUUUAAUCACUUUUGUAUCCAGCUUCCUUUGAUCUGUGGAACUUAUUAUUUUACAGAGUAUUUUAAUAUACCUUAUGAUUGGGAAAGAAUGCCAAGAUGGUAUCUGCUCUUGGCAAGAUGCUUUGGCUGCGCAGUGAUUGAGGAUACCCGGCACUAUUUCCCGCAUAGGCUCUUCCAUCACGAAAGAAUAUAUAAAUAUAUUCAUAAAGUUCAUCAUGAGUUUCAGCCUCCAUUUGGAAUGGAAGCUGAAUAUGAACAUCCCUUGGAAACUCUGAUUCUUGGAACUGGAUUUUUCAUUGGAAUCAUGCUCUUAUGUGAUCACGUCAUUCUCCUUUGGGCAUGGGUGACUAUUCGUUUGAUAGAAACUAUUGAUGUCCAUAGUGGUUAUGACAUUCCUCUCAACCCUUUAAAUCUGAUCCCUUUCUGUGCUGGUUCUCGGCAUCAUGAUUUCCACCACAUGAACUUCAUCAGAAACUAUGCUUCAACAUUUACAUGGUGGGAUAGAAUUUUUGGAACAGACUCUCAAUUUAUUGCCUACAAGGAAAAGAUGAAGAAGAUUGAGAAAAAGACUGAAUAAAUAUCUAAACCUUCCUGAAUACACACACUUUCCUGAAUUGAAGCGAGUAGCUAACGUUGCUUCUGCGGAGCAGAAAUAAACAAGUGUCUUGGCUGUUAAGUGAUACAAAGAACAUUAACAACCUUUAAUUAUCUUCCUAGUGGGAACUUUUUCUACCUUACCUAAAAGUUCUGUAUGUGUAGAAAUAAGUAUAUAUUUAAGUACGAUUUUCAUGAGGAAGUUGUAAAGGCCUUGUUGCUAACCUUACAGAAGGGUUUUAAGUAAUGGAAAAAGUAUUACUUUCUGUCUUUCCCCCCAGUGAUACCAUAGGCUUGAAGUUGAAAUUGGUCUUUAAAAUCUUUUAAAUAUAUAGUGGCCAUUUCAGAAACUCUUAGUAGGGUGCUGGCCUCAUAUUGAACUUUAAACAUUUUUUAGAAUUUGCCUAAACAUCAAAGUAUCAUGGGUUGAACCAUAUCAAUUGACAGUGGGUGAGGCUGCCGAAUCAGGAAUAGCCAGUACCAAGAACUUUACUCUUGUCCUGAGCUGACCGGUUUGGGGUGAGUCUCUUUCUUUGAGAAGUCUUUUAGGAUUGCACUGUACUACUGAUAUCUAUAAAUUAAGGCAUUUCUGAAUGGUUGUAAGUGGAAUUUUUAGUCCAAAGGUUUUCGGGUUACUUGAAUUUUUUUAAAAAUUGAGCUUUAUUUCUGCUAUUUACCCUUUCCUUUUUGUAUUUCAAGUUUUCAUUAUACUUAAAACUAUCUUGAAACGUGAACUGACUUGCUGUAUUUGCACUUUGAACUAUUGAAAUAAAUGUGAUUUUUUUUUUGUCUGGAAAAAAAAAAAAAGAAAGAAAGAAAACAACCUCCCCCCUCAACUACCUGCCUGUGCCAGGAAGAGAACUAUUAACAGAGAUUCCUCUUUACCUAAGAAACUUAUCUGCAGAACAGGGCAACCUUUAUUUUCCAAACAUCUCUCACCUUCCUGCUAAUGGUCUUCCUUUCCUUUGUAUACCCAGACCUCUACCCCUCUCCUUAGCUCAGAUAAACUUCAUGUUGCCUGACUGUGGAAUUCCAUGUCUAUGUGGAUUCCCUAUACCUUUAAAGGUAAAUUUGAUUUUCUGUGUGGAUUCUGUAUACCUAUGAAGGUAGAUUUUAUUUUCUUCCUAUACCUAUGAAGGUAAAUUUUAUUUUCUCCUGUUAAUCUGUUUCAUGUCAAUUUGACUCUCUUAGUCCAUCUAGAAGGACCUUGAGGAGUAACAGAAAUUUAUUUUCCCCCAACAAAUCUCAAAAACAUUCUUUUCAGGGAAAGAAGCCAACACAAAAAAAUGUAUACUAUAUAAUUUCAUUUAUAUAAAUUCUAGAACAAAUAAAACCAGUCUAUGCUGAUAGAACUCGGAACAAUGGUUGCCUGGAGGAAGGAAUUGACUACAAAGAGGUACAGGGGAAUUUUCUGGAGUUAUGUAAAUGUUCUAUAUUUUGAUUGUGGAAAUGGUAGCACAUGUAUAUAUGUUCAUUAAAACUCAUUGAACUGGGGCACCUGGGUGUCUCAGUCAGUUAAGCAUCCAACUCGUGAUUUUGGCUCAGGUCCUGAUCUCAUGGGUCUUGGGAUUGAGUCCCACGUUCAGCUCUGCACUCAGUGGGGAGUCUGCUUGAGGUUCUCUCUCUGCUCCUCCCCCAUCUCACUCUCUCUCUCAAAUAUAUAAAUCUUAAAAAAAACCUCAUCGAACUGCACACUUAAAAUCUGUGCAUUUUAUUCUAAACAUUACUCCUCAAUAAAGUUUAUUUUAAAAAUAAUACUACUAGAAACAUAUAGGAGUCAUUUUUUAAAAAAGAUUUUAUUUAUUUAUUUGAGAGCGUGAGAGAAAGAGAGACUGAGCACAGGGAGAGGGAGAGGAAGAGGGAUGAGCACACUCCCUGCUGAGUGUGGAGCCCGACAGGGGGCUGGAUCCCAGGACCCUGAGAUCAUGACCUGAGCUGAAAUCAAGCUUGGGACACUUAACUGACUGAGCCACCCAGGUGCCCUGGUACAUACACAGUUUUGUCCAUAUCACAUAUGCGUACAUUUUGUGCCGGCUCCAGAUACGCACGGUAUACCCAGACAUGGAACUCUUCUGUCUUAGAGUUUGCAGAUGUUUGUUUUACAAGAUAACGUGAGACUGAUCUUCAGAACAAUUUUACCAACUGGCACUAGCAGUGUGUAAGAGUUCCUGUUGAUCUACAUCUUCAUUAGCACUUGGUAUUUUCUGACUUCUUAAUUUUUCCAAUAGGUAGUGGGUAAGAAUGUUACCUCACUAUGGUCUUAUUUUAAAUUUUAAAUUUUGAUUAGUAAUAUGGUGGAAUAUUUUUUCCCACUUAUUGACGAUUUGUGUUUUCUCUAAAGUUACAGUUCAAGUAUUCUAUUUGUCUACUAUUUCUCAUUGACUUUGUAGAAGUUCUACAUGUUGUUAACCUUUAUUUAUUUAUUUAUUGAGAGAAAGCGAGUGCACAUGUGAGUGGGGGCAAUUGGGGGGGAGAGGGGAAGAGAGAAUCCCAAGCUGGCUCCAUGCCCAGUGUGGAGCCUGAUGAGGGGCUUGCCCUCAUGCCCCUGAGAUCAUGCCCUGAGCCAAAAUCAAGAGGCAGAUGCUUAAAGCAACUGAGCCACCCAGGUACCCCCAUGUUGUUAACCUUAAAAAUAAAACUUCCAGUUAUUUUUUUUUACCAAAAGAUGAGUUUUUUCAGCAGUAGCAAAGAAUUGUGAUCUGAGACAAGCUAGCUAUGGCAAAGUGCAUAGCCAAGCCCAACAAACAAAGGAGAGGUAAGCUCUUUUAUAGAGGAAAGGGAGAAGUUGGGAAGGCUGUUAUAAACAAAAAGUCCAUUAACAUUAAUUGGGAAUGGGAAGUAUAGUAGUUUUUCAUUGGCUGAGUUCUGACAGUCUCUCAUGAGCUGGGCUGUUGCUAGGGAAGGAAGAUAAGCCUUUCUAACUCCUGCGGGGAUAAUAAAGUAGUAUCCACCUGCAAAGUCCCUCUCUUCCUUUGGGUCUGAAAUUGACGAGUGGUAGGGCAUGAGAGCUCCCCCUACAGAACCUUCUGACUCCAUUUUAGUAGUUUCCCCUUAAUGUUCACAAUAUAUUCUGGAUUCUUGAUCUUUGUCCGUUAUAUGUGCCAAAAAUAUCUCCUUUCUGUGAUUUGUCUUUUCAGCCCUCCCUUUUCUAAUCUUUAUUUUUUAUUAUUUUUUUCCAGUUUUAUUGAAAACUAAUUGACAUACAUUACUGUAUAAGUUUAAGGUGUAUAACAUGAUGGUUUGGUUUAUAUAUAUCGUGAAAUGAUUACUGCAAUAUG